AUGUCUAGUCAGAUGAAGAUUCUGCUGAUGAAGACGAAGGGGGGAAUGCUCGACAAUUUGACUGGCAGACAGUUACGUGCUGGAGCUGAGGUAUUAUUUGCAAACAAUGCACGAACACAGCUUGACCCUGAACUAUCUACUGAUGAUGCAGAAGGUGAUAAUUGUAAACCUAGUAAGAAAAAUGAAAAACGGAAACGGAAUCAACGUAAACAACGCAAGUGGGGAAAACAUGACCUGUGCAACUCAUUGUCUCAUUUCCCUGAAUGUGAUUUUUCAAAGUACCGUGAUUUUAGUCCAUAUGAGCUGCUAGAGUUGUUUUUUGAUGAAGACAUAUUUAACAUGAUAUUGGCUGAAAUACCAAUCUAUGCACAGUUCAAGAAUGAACCUGACCCUGCAGUAACUAAGGCCGAGCUGAAAGUGUUUAUUGCAGUUUUGAUUCUCUCUGGGUACAAUAGGCUGCCAGGAAAAAGGUUUUACUGGGAUUCAGGUCCAGACAUGAGAAAUGAGAUGGUUCAUGCAGCUAUUAGGAGAGACAGGUUUAUCCAAAUUAUGAAAUUUCUGCAUUUUGCUGAUAAUAAUGCCAUGGAUUCAAGAGACAAAUUAUGGAAGCUCCGUCCACUGAUAAAGAAACUUCAAAAUAAAUUUGUAAAACACUUUGUUCCUGUACCUAGGCUGAGCUAUGAUGAAUCUAUGAUUGCAUAUUAUGGGCCUCAUGGGUGUAAACAGUUUAUCAAAGGAAAACCAAUUAGGUUUGGUUACAAGGUUUGGUCUUUGAACACUCCUUCGGGCUAUUUGGUAAAUUUUGAUGUGUAUCAAGGAAAGAAUGUGCAAAUCAAUGAGGAUUAUGAGAAGCAAUUUGGAAAGGCAGUAACUCCUCUAAUUCAAAUGAUUGAUAGUUUUGAUGAUGAUACAAAGAAUUUGCCAUUCAGUUUAUAUUUUGAUAAUCUCUUCACUGGUAUGGAGCUGCUGAGUUAUUUGAAACAAGAGGGAUACAAUGGUACUGGGACAAUCAGGGAGUCACGGGUUCCAAAGGAAUGCACCAUAAUGCCUUGCAAAGAUAUGAAGAAGCUUGAAAGGGGAACCUUUACAUAUAAGUGUAGUGAUGAUGGAAUUUUAGUUGCAAGAUGGCAAGACACUGGAUCCGUUACUGUAGCAACAACUGUUCACUCAGUCAAUCCCGUUGGUCAUAGGAGCUGGUCGCCAUCCACGUCAAAGGCCAGUGUAUCCAAAGGUCGACUACCAGACUCCAUUAGAUAUGAUGGUAAAAACCAUUACAUUAUUCAAAACCUAGGCAACAAAAGAAGACGUUGUGCAGGAGAAUAUUGCAAAUCUGUAGGUCGCACAGCAUGCAGUAAAUGUGAUGUUGGACUGUGUGACGGGAAGGAGGAUGGGGAGAGGGGAGGGAGGGAGGAAAGGCCGUCAGGUGUUACUCGUCGACCAACUUCCAGGAGACUUGGCUUAAUAAAGACGCACUUCCGGUCCUCCCGCGUGUUCGUGAAGCAACAGUUCCUUGUGUCUGUAUACCUCAAAACAUUACCUCACAAUGCCACUCAGUACAGGCGGUAA
This is a messenger RNA of Portunus trituberculatus (swimming crab), 1566 nucleotides long. Its product is annotated as piggyBac transposable element-derived protein 2-like. Gene Ontology annotation, molecular function: sequence-specific DNA binding. The record is from RefSeq and is a predicted model, not a curated record. Bases 1 to 1566 code for a protein of 521 amino acids. The transcript is spliced from 4 exons. Lineage: Eukaryota; Metazoa; Arthropoda; Malacostraca; Decapoda; Portunidae.